Drosophila grimshawi is the source of this 1938-nucleotide messenger RNA. RefSeq names its product acyl-coenzyme A diphosphatase FITM2 (gene Fitm). Gene Ontology annotation, biological process: phospholipid biosynthetic process; lipid storage; lipid droplet organization. Bases 350 to 1609 code for a protein of 419 amino acids. The record is from RefSeq and is a predicted model, not a curated record. The transcript has 2 exons. Lineage: Eukaryota; Metazoa; Arthropoda; Insecta; Diptera; Drosophilidae. Gene Ontology annotation, cellular component: endoplasmic reticulum membrane.
UGUUGUUCUAUUUUAUGGCCGAAGCAACAGCUGCAUACUGUGAUUAAAAUAAGAACCGAAAAAGAAGACCAAAAACAACAACGAAAAUUGCCUUGUGCUAUGUGAAAAAUUCUUGAAAUAAUAUAAAUUCAUCGACUGUUUGGUGCAGCGAAAUUCGGUGUUGUGGCAAAUGAUGAAAUUUUGAACUUUGACACCAUUCGUUCGUGUUUCCGCUUUCACUUUUAACCGAACCUUUUAUCAUAACCAAAAACGGCAACAAUAACACGACGUAGUAUAAAAUAUAUUGGUAAAGCACAACGGAUACACAAAACAACGACAACGUAGCAAACGUAAACUACUUUCGAUAGCCAUGGCGACAAAACGACGUCCACUGCGUCCAAAUCUUGGACAAAGCGGACCAAGCAGUGGCACCAACAUGAACUUUCGACCUGGUGGACCCGAUAUAACGCGAGCAGAGGCGCGUGGAACGCGACCAACGGCUGCUCCCACCAGUAUACGUGAAAUUCUCGUCAUGGGUGUGAUACAUCUGUGCAAAAAAACGAUAUUCUUCAAUACGGACCUGAAGGUGGCGCUCUAUUUGGGGAGCUUGUUCAUCAUAUCGCUGAUAGGCGACUUCUUGCCAUUUCCCAAGACAUACUUUGCCCGCUCCGACAACCUGUUCAAUCUGUACUUUGUUAAGGUCGGUUGGGGUUGGACCCUGAUGUUUGCAGUGCCCUUCUUGGUGCUCUCGGCCUACACGAUUACAUGCGGCGACAUGAAACGCAUGCUAAGACAUCACUUUCCACGCAUUGUGAUAGCCACGUUCUUCUGGUUCUUCUGGACGAAACUCUUCAAUAUUGUGGAAACCUCUUAUGGUCGCUGCAAUAUAAAGGGUUACCAGAGCAAGUCCAGCUGCCUAAAGGCAGGACAUCUGUGGCACGGAUUUGAUAUAUCUGGCCAUGCGUUUAUAUUGAUACACUCUAGUCUGGUGCUGAUCGAGGAAGCGCGUCCCAUUAUCAAGUGGGAGACGAUCAAGGAGCAUCUACGCAAUGAGCUGCACAAUCGCAGCGUCUCGGAGAAGACGGGCAGCAAUCCACUGCGCUACCUCAAUGAUGAGCAGAUGCGUAGUCUGCAGUUUCUCUAUACGCGUCUAACUCCGAUCAUUCGCACCCUGUUCAUUGGCAUGGCAGCGCUGCAGCUGCUCUGGGACAUCAUGCUGGUUGGCACCAUGCUGUACUAUCAUCGCAUGAUCGAGAAAGUUGUCAGUGGCAUCAUUGCCAUUCUGACAUGGUACUUUACAUAUCGCUUCUGGUAUCCAACGAAUGGACUGCUGCCCGAUGCGCCCGGCGACGGCACCUUUUUCUAUCAACGCGAGAGCUUUGCUUUUAGGCGACCCACGCAUUUACCCACCUGCACCCAAUCCGCUGGCAAUCAGAUGCCCAAUCCAAACGGCAGUAGUAACAAAAUGAGUGCCCAGACGUCGGUGCAGCAACAACAGAUACCCACUUUUAUGGGUAUGCCCUUGUUCACGAAUGUGAAAGCAGCCAGUGCGGCGGCCAGUUCGCUGUACUCGGCGGAGCUGAAGCGGCGGGAACAGCAGCAGCAGCAGCAGGCGGGCAUUGAUAGUUGAAUCAGAUGUUUUCUUGACUAACCCAGCAAGCAACAGAUAAACAGGAAUUGAUUUUAAUGGAAAGGAGAAUAAUUUAAAAAAAUGGUAUUGGCUAGCAAACGUUUUUUUUACCAAUUAGAACAUAAUACCAAAUGAUUUUAAUGAUAAUUUAAAAGAUAGCUGCUUGAGGCUCGCACUUUGGUAUUGUGCACUGUUCAUAGGGCAAUCGACACUCCGCUCCGCGUUCUCUCUCUCUCUCUUUCUCCAUCUAUCCACGUUAUGUAGAAUUAAGCGUUCUUUUGUUUGUGUUUAUGUGCCCAACUUUAACAAUAACAAUAAAACAAUUGUUA